Messenger RNA from Striga hermonthica, 1203 nucleotides. The record is from the annotation of a GenBank genome assembly. NCBI's taxonomy places the organism in Eukaryota, Viridiplantae, Streptophyta, Magnoliopsida, Lamiales, Orobanchaceae.
AUGGGUUUGGGAGAUGCGGAUCUUCUCGACGAUGGCGACGGAGGCGGUUGCAAAGCGUUGUUGUCGGCGGCGGUUUCGUGCUCCAUUUGCUUGGAGGUGGUGGCCGACAGCGGGGAGAGAUCUCGGGCGAAGCUUCAAUGCGGGCACGAAUUCCACCUCGAUUGCAUAGGUUCAGCAUUCAAUAUUAAGGGAGCCAUGCAGUGCCCGAAUUGUCGGAAAAUUGAGAAAGGCCAGUGGCUAUAUGCAAAUGGUAGCCGUCCACUACCUGAGUUUAGCUUUGAGGAUUGGGCCCAUGAUGAGGAUCUAUAUGAUUUAAGUUAUUCUGAGAUGUCAUUUGGACUUCAUUGGUGUCCGUUCGCAAGGGUCCCUACAUCAUUCGGUCUCUUUCGUAAUAUGCAGCAUUUUUUUUUCUCCAUAGAUCAUGAUCUUCUUGGGCCACAUGCUGUCUUUGCUGAACAUACGCCCGUCUCAUCCACAUCCCAUCCCUGCCCUUAUGUAACAUAUUUUGGGCCGAGUGGGAGUGUUUCAGAUGGAUCCAGUUUUAACAACCACUGGAAUGGCCCAUCGGGCCCAACUGAUGGUCCCAGCCCAUAUGCUUUCCAGUCUAUGGAUUUACAUUAUCAAAACUGGGACCAGACUUCAGCUUUCACCACAAACACUCGGAUUGCUAGGAACAGCUCUGAUAUCCAGAGAGCUGGAAUGCAUCCCUUCAUUGUUGGUCACAGUUCUGCAAGUCGAGCGCCGAGCUCCAUCACCUCAUCAGUGCUUCCGACUUACCCCGGGGGCGCAAUCACACGCCCCCGCGACCGCCCCUCGAACCUUCAAUCAUACUUUCAGCAAUCCACUGGUAACCCAGUGGGCCGGGCCCCCGCCAUAUCCACUGCCCGAAGAUCGAGCGGCCAGAGGAUUAUACCCCAGUUGGGCCCAAUCUCCGCAUCAUCACCCGUUGAUCAGCCCAACGGGUUUUACCUACUGUCAUCAAGUGCAUCCUCCGGGAGCCGAACAUUCCAAGAAGCCGAAAACCCUAAUCGGGACCCUUUCCACCAUUGGGAAAGGGAACACAAUCAGGCACUGUUCCCUUUGGGCCAGCCAGACCGCGACUCGAUAUGGGGCCCGUUACGUGGGCCCGACAGUGGACUCAGACCGAGCAGUUUCCGCCACAGGCAUGGGUCGGAUAGGUUGCCAUCUCAAAAUCGGUCAUAA